Xyrichtys novacula (pearly razorfish) is the source of this 8000-nucleotide messenger RNA. The record is from the annotation of a GenBank genome assembly. NCBI's taxonomy places the organism in Eukaryota, Metazoa, Chordata, Actinopteri, Labriformes, Labridae.
AUGGAUACCUCGUGGAGUAAUUUCCUCUUUCAGGUAAGUCUUAAUUGUUGCUUGGGCUGUGGUAUCAGGUUUUUAAGGAGGAGGAAAGACUGAGGCGUGUGUGUGUGUGUGUGUGUGUGUGUGUGUGUGUGUGUGUGUGGCGCGGGGGGGGGGGGGGGGGGGGUAUGGGUUGGCAUAUCUUCAUGGGGCUAGAUAGGGAUGGAGGGGGUUCAAAAAUUGGAGAAGGUCAGGGAGGGGUCAGGGUAGACUUUCUCCGAUCAAAACUUCUUCAGUUGAAAGCCUUCUGUAUCAUCUAAAGUCAUACCCCCAUGUCUAACCUUAUAACCAUUGGCACCCAUUGGUUUGUGUUUUGAGUACUGAAUUGGAGCCUGAGAGGUCCUGUGAGGAGUUAAGAACUGUAUGAAACCAUAGACUGUAUAUAGAAUGGACGCCGUCUGCCUCCUUGCUGGGUGAAGCCACUCUGAGAACAGCACCCUCUGUUGAUGGGCUGCAGUAUAGGUCAUAAACCCCGCCUACGCCAGCAAAGCUUAUGGGGCUGUGAACAAAUUUUAAAAAUUUAUUACACAGAACAUGAAUUUUUCUCCCCCCUGGUUAUGAUGUUGACAUGUCGUAUUGUAAGACUGGUUUGUGCUCAAGUCCUCUUUUUUCUGUGCAGCUCCGUUUUUAAAAGUUAUUAGGGGGGUCAUGUUUUCUAUGAUUGACACUUGAUACAGCCUAUGGGCGUUCAGGGAUUGCGUAGCUCUCCCGGGGGAUAUGCUGUUUUAGCCGAGCGUCCUCCCAGCGACUCUCGGCGACUGCGUGGCCAAAUGCGCGCAUCGCUAUACAGUCUAUAUAUGAAACAGACUGAUAUUGACAGUGAUGGCUCUACAUGGCAUCAAAAUACAAACAAAACCAUCAAUAACAACACUGAGACUGCAAACAGUGUCGAUUUUAAUGUCUGUAACCACUGUUAGGGGGUAGGUAUCACACUAGACAAUUGACAGCCCACUAGAACAACAAACAAAAAAAAAAACUUUUUCCAAGGAUAAUACUUAAGGAGUGCAAUGAACUGCAAGGUUAGGGGAAAGUAGGAUAAAAUUACCAUCAAAUGACACUUUCUUCAUGCGCAUGAUAAGAUUAGCAUGAAGGUGUGGUAUCACUUUGUCCACAGCGAGGCAACAGAAACAGGGACUUCCUCACAAAAGUUUUAAGUCUGGACUUUUGUGACUGUCUUGCUCGUUUUAAAAAAGAAAUAACCAUAGUUUGACAAAAAGUCACAAGUGCAACAACUUUUCUUAUAUAAACAUUGAUGACCUAAGUUUUACCCUUUUGUAUCAUCUGUUUUCCUGCAGAUAGACUCUAAUUAACAAUAUAUUCUUUAUGCUAAAUUAAAGAAGACUUAAAUCAAGAGUUAAAGAAUAUAAACACUCAGGAAAGCUUUCCAGGUUUGGGAAUCCAGAGAGAAAUACCUCCCAUACAAUCAAAGCAGCAAUUUGAAUGGCAUUAAUUCAUCUUACUGAUCAACAGCAUGGGACCUAUUAGCAUACUGAAAGUUCCUUUGAUAUAGAGUGUAAUUUCAACAGGGAUAUUGUCACUGGUUGAUAACGGUUCUGUUCUGUUCUAUUGUAUUUAGAAUUAAGAUCAAAACAUUGGAAUGACCAAGGCCUGUCUUAAAGAAAGAGCCUCUUUAAAAGACUUGAUCAGAUACUCUUAAGAUUUAUCAGUAUGUUGUGCUCAUGUGAGGCAUAGUUCACUGAAAAAAAAACCUGUUUGUUUUUAUAGCUGUGGUUCAUUAAAAAUUAAGUAAAAAAUUGCAGUGUAACUAUUUUUGGACAACUGAAGUAUAUGAGGCUUUUAGACUAGGAUGGUUACCGUCUUACCUGCAGACUGGCUUGAAGGAGGUCCAACUUAAUUAUAAAAAUGACAAAAUUCAUAAACUUUAUGCAGAUAUCACUUUUCAAAACAAAACUUUACAAAAUAAAAGGUCAAAUUGAGCAAGACUGUAGUACAAUAUUUAAACACUUAAACAAAAUAAUGAUUAAGAAACAAAAGAGAUAUGAAAAUGGAUAGAUGGAUAAAAGGUAUAAGAGAUAGAUUAAUGGCAGAAGAAACAAAGACACUUUGUAAAACAAAAACAUCACAAAAACCACAGACCAGCAUAAAACAAGUUAAAAAAAAAGACUAUACAUACAGUAAAUGUACAUAAAACACCAAAAUAUAUACAUACACAUACAGAUAUACAUAUAUUUAAACAAUAGAAGAUAAAAAUACAGGAUGUUGUCAGUAGCAGUGCCUGGACUUGGAGUAUAAGCUGUGUCUAAUAGUGACUCAACAGAAAUGGAUUUGCUCACUGUACUGAGAGAAAAGUAGAAAAUAAGUACAUUGGAGAGGGUGAAGGCUUUGUACAUUUAACUUUUUUGUUUGAGGAAGAAUCAGAUCACUUCAGUGCUGUCUAUCAACACCAAAUGGAUUAAGGAGCGUGUUCAGCUUGCCAGACUGAGUGCUGUAGAAUUAAUAAGAAAAAUGUUCUUGUUUAUAGACGCCGUCGACUCAGAGCCAGCCAGAGACGCCUCUUCAGUCCGAGCUGCUGCCUGAGCUGACUAGCGCUGCUCAGAGUCCUCCUGCAGAGCACAUAGUGACACCGCCAUCCACAGUAGACACCGCUGCCCUGAGUGAGGAGCCUCUACCUGGUGGGUGGGGGGAAUCCUCAUCUGUUGUAGAGCAAGGUGACAUGUUAAUUAGAGCUGCAUUCUCAUGGCAUUUUGCCCUGAUUGGAUCCAUACAGACAAAAAAUGUGAAGAAAGCGUAAUUUUUGAACUCACACAAAGCACAGUUGAUAUACAAACUAACCUUAUAAUAGAAUUAAUAGAUAAGAUGGUAUCAUGAAGCCCAGAAAUAGUAAUACAUUUGGUAACACUUAAUUUGAAAUGUUACACAUAAGACUGACAUUAUACAUUUUAAUGUCUUUGAAGAGCCACCCUUGUCGUGUCUCCCUGCCACAGGUACAGCUCAUUCAAUGGAAAACACAAUACUGAAAGGGUUGUUUUUUCAAGGUUAAGCUGGAGUAAUUGAAUUUCCCGUCCGGGGAUUAAUAGAGUUCUUCUUAUUCGUAUUCUUAUGAUAAAUGAAGUACUUUAAUAUAGCCCGACAUCAGUUUGCAGAUAACGAUUGUACAAAUGAGGCCUAUAACAGACACUUCAGCCUUAAUGCAGAUGUUUUUGUCAACAUGGUGUGAGGUUGUAAGUGUUUAAAACUGAAAUCCUCCUUGUCUAAUUUUAUUACAGCAACAAAAUUGCAUUUAAUAAGUGUGCAAUGCUGUAAUUAUUGAAUACAGCUUGACUGAAAUUGAAAGAAAAAGAAUGUUCCGUAUUUUUUCUUAGUCAAACCGCUCACUAAGCCAAGCCGGCCAGCCCACAUCUGCGCCACCUGCAACAAGGAGUUCAAAAACAGCUACAACCUGCGGCGGCACCAAUCAGUGCAUACGGGCAUCAAGAUGAAAGACCGAGCUGCUCGAGAGAAGGAGGAAGGAGGGAAGGUGACACGGGUGGAAAAGCAGACCAUCCCUCUAUCCCUCCUCCAACUCACCCUGCCCCCUCAGCCUACCUCUCUCCCUCCACCUCCCCCCACCACUAUUGCCCCGGACGCCCUCCCCCAACCCGGUCAGCAUGCCAACCAAGAGAGCCAGCCAGUCUCUGUGUCCAUUGCCCCGGCAACUGUAACCAUGGCUGCACCGCCUCAACCCAUUCAGGCAGCUGUUGUUGUCGUUGGCUCCAUGGAGCAGGUAGGUGCAUGAAGAAUGAUGUUUAUGCUGUCAGUUUAGAUUUACUUUAAAGGGUAAAGCUGGAGUUUUUAUCCCUCUGUACCCAUUGGAAACUUCUUCAAUUAUUUGAAAGGGCCUUGACCUAAGGAUGCUGAUUUGAUUUUGGUGGUCAAAGGUCACUGUUAACUCUGAAAAGAUUCCUUCUAGCCUUAACUAAUCCAUCCUUCAACUUUUUAUUUUCUUAUGAAUGAUCAUCAUAAAUGGAAAUACACACAUUUAUUUAGACUUGAAGGAACCAACACAAACAUAGGAUGAACAAUAAUGAGUGACAAGGAUUAUCAGCAGGUUUGAGAAAUUGGCAACAAAUACUUGGCCAAGUACUAGAAGUUUAGACCGCUGUUAUUCUCUUCAGAACCAUAAGAACCAAUCCAUUUAUUUGCUCAGUCAUGGAAAUCUUCUUUUCAUCUCUUAGCCGACAGCUGUGUAGAGACACAUCAUCUCUGUCUUGCUGCUCCUCAGAACCCAAAUCCCAACCCCAGUCCCACCUCCAACCAGGUGAGGAAGAACCAUGCCUGUGAGGCCUGUGGUAAGGCCUUCAGGGAUGUCUACCACCUCAACCGUCAUCGUCUGUCCCACUCAGAUGAGAAGCCAUACUCCUGCCCUAUCUGUCAGCAGCGCUUCAAGAGGAAAGACAGGAUGAGCUAUCACGUUCGCUCGCACCAAGGUGGCGUGGAGAAACCUUACAUCUGUCCUCACUGCGCCAAGGCCUUUUCCAGGUAUGCAGUCAGAUACAUGACAGGCUUGAACAUUUGUUCAUGAGUCUUUACCAUGCUGCUUUAAAAAGAAUUCUUGUAUCUUCAAACCCUGGGCCUUGUAUUUGAUACAUCUGGAUCAAAAUGAGCGAUAGAUCACACAAAGUAUCAAAGGAAGCCAGGGGUAGACCAACAAUUUCUACAUGAGAGGCAAAAUGACUGUUUUUAUUAAUAAAGUCUGGUAGCUUUAAAGAGAGAAAGAGAUUUAAUAUCUGUUCUUCUUUGGUUUGUUUAAAAAAUAAUUUCCAAUAUUUAUGUGCUUUAAUGCCAGGGUCCACCCUGUAAAGUUGUCAUGCACGUAGAAUAACAGUCUGAGGAGUCAGUAGCGAACAGCAAGCCCUUCUUUGACCAGAUACAUUUGUUACUGACAGCCACAAUAACCCAUGUUCCUAUAUCAGAGUUUGAGCUCAGAUUAUGCAAAAAUAUGGAUAAGGCUUUAACUACAGUUAUCACCCUAAAAGUCAAUACUAAUGGGUAAGUGCAGAGAUGAGAGGUUUUCUUUGUACGGUGUUUGUAUUUUUUUUUUCUUUUUCAGACCAGACCACCUAAACAGCCACGUACGACAGGUGCACUCCACAGAGAGACCAUUCAAGUGCACGGUAAUAUCUUACUCUGUUUACUGAAGCUCAUGCUACAUAGCUUUUUCAAUUGUAUUGACCAUGAAACACUUGAUUAAAUGAAUGAUGCUGAUCAUGUUGAUAGAGAAAGAGCAUAGGUAAAGUAUCCUAAAGCUAAGUAAGUCUGCAUUACAACACCAAGCCUCAGCUUAUGCUGCAUUAAAUCCCUUUUUUCUUAACAAUAAGAAGAACAGAUAGGCAAAAAGUCAACAAACAUUCAAUUUAACUUAGAAUAAUCAAAAAACAUAAAGUAAGCCAAAGUAAUCCAAAUGUAACACCAGCUGCCCUAUCUUGAUAUAAAGCUGUAAAGAAAUUUACAAAGAAAAACAACCUGAAUUUAUGCUUUUCCCCCCAAGUUUUGGCAAAAACAUGUGAAAUGGACGUAUGUAUGUAAAUGUAAAAACAAGAUGAAACUAUCGGAAGCAAACUAAAUUGUACACACCCAAACAAACAUGUAUGUAAUAACUUACUCAGCAGUCACAACCAUAGACUGUAUAUAAGAUGGACACCGUGGUUCCGCCUUCCGCCUGUAUACGGAUUUGAAGCCAAAAAGCUCUCGGUAAUUCCGGGUUUUUCUCCACUUCCUUGAAACCAGAGCUGUGCAGUAGCGUUGUGCGCAUUCGGCCGCGCAGUCGCCGAGAGUCCCUGUGAUGACGCUCAGCUCAAACAGCGUAUUCCCCCGGAAGAGCUACGCAAUCCCUGAACGCCCAUAGGCUGUACCAGGUGUCAAUCAUAGAAAACAUGAACCCCCUAAUAACUUUUAAAAACGGAGCUGUACAGAAAAAAAAGGACUUGGGCACAAACCAGUCUUACUGUAACUAUAUGUCAACAUCACAACCAGGGGGGAGAAAAAAUUAUGUUCUGUGUAAUAAAUUUCUAAAGUUUGUCCACAGUCCCAUAAGCUUUGCUGGCGGAGGCGGGAUUUAUGACCUGUACUGCAGCCCACCAUCAGAGGGUGCUGUUCUCGGAGUGGCUUCACCCAGCGUGGAGGCAGACUCUAGCUGCGUCCGAAUUGCCAAGUAGUAGUCGAAGUAGUAGUCGAAGUAGUAUCUAGCAUGUCCGAAUUGGCCACCGGAGCGAGUAGCAUGCUACUUCAGAUACUACUUCAGAUACUAGACACGCCCACAUUGUAGGUUGGUCUCGGUGCAUCCUACGGGCAUGCUACUGACCCAAAAUGCACCGCGGGCUUCUUCUUCGUCCUCUUAAAAGUUGUAGAAGCGCAUGUGAUGCUAGCGCCACCAGCUGCUCUGCCUAUUUAAAUGUGUCGCGAACGCCGGCUGGCCACAGCGGCGCGCACCAUGUCGGAGCAGCAGCAGGCGGGACCGCAGUAGUACAGAUGUAAGUUUCAUGUAACUUCACACACUGUCCUAAAAAAUGUGCGGUUGUAUCUCUUUGUCAUGUCAUGGUGUCAUAUUUGCCCAAGUAAUCAUUUUAUGAGCAAAUACGUGGCGACAUCAUGGAGGUAAAGCUCACUUAUUCCAUCAUUAAACUGCACAGCUGCAGUACUACAGCCAGGCCCGCAGAUGAGGGGCUUCAGUUACCACUGUCUGCACGGGCGCAGUACCUACUCUAUGCCUGCGGGGGUCGUCUUUCCCCACCGCUCGUCUAGUGUGUCCGAAUUGGGCCAACGUGUUUAGGAUGUAGGAGUAGGAUCUAGCAGUAGUAUAUAGCAGUAGCAUGUAGUAUCCGAGUGGGCAGUUCGGACGCAGCAUCUGUCCAUCUUAUAUACAGUCUAUGGUCACAACACACUUCUGUUCUCUCUAGUUUUGCUGUUUUCUAUAGAUGUUUGCACUCUCCUGUAUUCAUUUGAUGCUCUUUACUUAUUGACAAAACAUUUGCUCAAUUUUGUAAUAACCUGGUGCAUAACAAUAAGUAUUCUGAGACCAACGACUAGAGAUUGAAGAUUUUUAAGAUUUUAUUCUUUUUAUCUGAGAUCACAGGACAAAUCAUUAAUGCUUUGAAGCAAUGCUGUAGUUCAGACACUUUUGCAAUUAAAUUAACAAUAAAAAAGUAAGCUUUGUUUUAUUCCAUACAUUUCCAUUCUGGUGGUAGUUUUUUGUUUCUCUCCACUCUUCCAUCUCAAGCAUCUUCAUCUUCCUCUCUUUUGCAUAGACCUGCACAUCUGCAUUUGCCACCCGAGAUCGUCUCCGCGCCCACUUAAUUCGUCACGAGGAGAAGGUGCCAUGUCAUAUCUGUGGGAAGCUGCUGUCUGCCGCAUACAUCACCGACCACAUGAGGGUCCACAACCAGUCGCAGCACCACCAAUGCCACCUCUGCAACCGCAGUAAGACACAGGAUAGACAGGUUUAUAGAUGGAUGCGAAUAACAAAUUUCAACCUUGGAAACUGAGGAUAAAUAAUUAUGGGGAAAUAAGUAUAUGAUUACACAGCUUCUGUGCUUUGUAAAUUUUAAAUAUAUAUGCAUUGUAAAGAACAUCAUUUCUUUACCAGAAUAAGCUAAACAAGGCUACAGAAAACAUUUAAAAAUAUUUGUGAUUUUUUCCCAGGUUUUACCACCCUCACGUACCUGCGUGUUCACGCCCAGAAGCACCAUGGCCAAGAGUGGAAGGAGAGCGGAGGGGCAAGGGGGGGCUUUGGUGGGACAGGGGCAGGUGGUGUGCUGCUCUGCCAGCUUUGUGGGGUGCAGUGCAAGACAGCCACUCAGCUCCAAGGUCACAUGGGAACCCAUGCCAACCAGGGUGACCCUAACCCUGACCCAACAAGCUCAGGUCCCGUGGGCACCACCAGUGUGGCUGUCACUGUGUCCAGUGCAAGCACAGUGGGACUGCUGGUAACUGACUGCUCCAGUAUCACCCCCCAGCCCCACAGCUAG